GAAGAAAAAACUGCAGGUUGAGGAGGAGAAAUGUGCAAGAGAGAAGAAGGAGAGGGAGUUGCAAGAAGCAAGAUUAGGGAAGAUAGUCAAGUCUAGUAUGAAGGUUGUGUGUGAAUCUGUGUUAGGAAAGAAGGGGGAAAUCCCGGAUGAUGAUGAAUCUGAAGUCAGCAAGCUUAGGCAGGAGAUAGACGACCUGAAGACGAAAUGCGCAGGAGACAAAAAGGACUCAACAUUGGAUGUGUUGUGUAAGGAGAAGGAAACUCUUCAAAUGGCGCAAAACCGAUGCAGUGAAGAAGAUGCCUUGAGGAGAGAGAUUGAGGAACUGAAGCUCCGCAAUGAGAAGAGGAAACCGGGGGAGAAAUCUGAUGAGGUUGCUGCCUUACAGUUACAAUUGCAAGAGUUGGAAAAGAUAUGCGUUGCUCUUGACAAACGAAGUUCUGAGCUUAGCACACUGCAAUCUGAAAAUUCUCAUCUCGAGAAGGAUGUUCUGGAUCUUAAAGGGGUGGUCGAGGAUAUCAAGGGAUCGGGGAAGCGGUUAACAGGGGAAGUCACCACCAGGGUCCACCACGAGUCCACCAACCGAACCUGCGAAGGGUCUGAUAUCAUUGGUUCAUUGGCGACACAAAUUGUCCAGCCUUUGCGAAACUUUUUUGGUAUCAGUAUGUCAUUGACUAUUUCUCUCUCAAGCUUAACCGGGUGUUUGACAACUGGAGCUCAUGUUAGCAAUACUGAGAAGGUUAUUCGGGAAUCCAAAAGAUUGUUUGACGGAUUGGUAUUAGUCCCCUUGGACCAUAAUACCGGUGACACUUAUGCUUGCUGUCCACUUAUCUAUGCUGGAGGUGUUCGUAAGCUGUUUACUGAUAAUCCGGGGCUACAAAAGCUUUCAGAAGAUGAAGAUGCUAUUCUGCAGCGGUGCAAGGAGGAUUACAAGGCACUGAAACUGCAGCGGUUGGCUCUAUGGGUGGCAUCGGGCAAAUUAGGUAGGUCGUAUGUUAUCCGCGAAACACAAGGACGACAACAAGUGGCGCCCUAUCUGCCCAUCUUGGAAUGAGCCCUCUCGGGAGGCUGCACGUAUCACAUCUUUUUGUGUUAAUGAAUUCCUCAAGAGACU
This is a messenger RNA of Chara braunii, 1111 nucleotides long. NCBI's taxonomy places the organism in Eukaryota, Viridiplantae, Streptophyta, Charophyceae, Charales, Characeae. The record is from the annotation of a GenBank genome assembly.